AGAAACAGAAACAGAAUCGGAAUCAUUGUCAAGACCCCCAGUCAACAGCAGUGCGACAGGAGAGUUGCAAAAUCACAAAUUAGCGAGAAAUCAAGCGAAAAAUCCACGAAAUUCGAGAGAGCUGCAGCGGUAAAUGCUAAGUGCGAAUUACUAAAUGCCAGCGCCCGAACCAGCGCCAAUCAAUCAAUUAGGCCCAGUGGGGGUGCUACCACAGCCCCACCAGCAACAAUACGGCCGGAGAGAGCAGCCGGGGACACAGUGACAGCGACAGAGAUAGCGACAUAGAGCGAGAGAGAGAGACAUAGAGAAAGUGCAAGAGAGAGAGCGUGGCGGCAGUGACAGCAGUUAAAAAUCAAUAUCCGUCUAAAGUUUAUUUCGGUUUCGGUUCGGACACCUUGGAAACUUGAAGUUUCCCUAGCCGAAAUUUCCAUCAAAAUCUAUACAACCCAAAAAUAAAAAAAAAAAACUCAACGCCAUUAACUUGCCAAUCGCGUCCGCUUCGUGCUACAAAUUUAAGAACUUUUUCGCGAAAGUAAUCGUGUGUCCAUUUUGUGCUAAGUCCGAACCAUAGAGUUAACGAAGUAAUCAACAGUUUACGAACAACUUGCUCCAUCCAUGCCGCGUGUGCUAGUUAAGCUGCAAACGCUGCAACCAGUCUAAUCCGCACAGCUAAUCCACGUCCAACCGAAAGAUCCGACGAUUGACGAAAAGGGUCGAACGGCAAACGCGAAGAAAGUUAAGAGAUAACAAACUGAAGAAUCGGGAGAUAAAACAUAAGAACAUUUAAGAACAAAACAAAAAUCGAAUUUUCAUGUUUAAAUCGCAAAACCAAAAUUAUCGAUAAAGAAAUUAAAGGAAAACCAAAGAGAGAAAAACCAAAUAUAAAGUAAAUUGCUACCAGUAAACGCUAGUCCAAAUCUUCACUAUAUGAAUAUAUGUAUACUAUAUAUAUUUAACUAAUAAUACUUCAAGAGAACACGCCAAUUGCCGCAACUUUACUCCAACCCGUAAAAAAGCAAAGAUUUCCAUUAAACAAACGCAAAAUACCAAAUACCUAACAACACAGCUUCGAAGUGUGCACAAUAACAAAGUAAAAAGUUAUUAACCAAAACCAAAGAAAGACACCCAAAUCAAAACCAAGACAAAUUAUUAUUAAACAAAACCGAAAACCGAAAGACAAUUAAGCAAAGUCGAAGAAAAACUGCGCCAAAGUCACGGCCAGCAAACACAAAGUACAACAAACAAACACAAACACAAACACAAACACAUACACAAGCAACAAGCAGCAAAAGCAACAGCAGUUGCGAAGUGAAGCGUUUCCACUGACCACGCCCACUCCCCGCGGCUGAGCAAUCCGCCCCUUGCAGCAAUUUUCCGAUUUGGCAGCGCAUCGUUUCCGAGAAAUCUUGCGUGCGCCGGGAAAACUGAAGCGCCAGUGUUAACAAGAGAACACCCAGAGUACACCCUCUUUUUUUUCGAGUGUGCGAACCAGUUUUUUUUUGUGUGUGACCCAAACCAAAGGCAAGAACAACAGCCACAACUGCACCAACUGUGAUGGGAGAUCAGCCAAAGGCAACGACAACCACCGGAGGAGCAGCUGGCCCAGUUCCUGAAGGCGACGCCGUGAUGGCCACCACCAACCAGGACGCACUGGCCAAGGGCGCAGGAGACGGUCCUGCCCAAAACGCUGCUCAGGAGCCAGGACAGGCGGAGCACGGUGAGCACGGUGAGCACGGUGAGCACGGUGAGCACGGUGAGCACGGUGAGCCCGGGGAUGCUGGCGAUGGCGGCGACGAUGGCGCCACCGAUGCCGGGGCCAGCUCGCUGCCCCCAUCCGAGAUUGGUGGGCGAGCGCCCCUGGACACGGCCUGCUCGGACGCCGACGGAGGAGCCCCCUCCAGCCUGGCCGGCGGAAUUGUGGGUCCGCCCAGCCCGCUCACCGGCUGCUACCUCCUAAUCGUCCUGGGCGAGCCGCACUCCGAGGAGCACAAGGACAAUAUCUUGCAGCAUCUGCUCAAGGGAUUCCUCUCCUGGGACGUUUCCGAUUGUCACGUCGAUUUGGAAGAGGAGCUCAAUACAAUUACGCAGAAUGCGCCCGAGGGCGAGGAGGCUCGUCACGGCGAGCGGCUCAUCCAGUAUGCCAGCGAGAAUCUGGUCACGGAGGUGCUCAUCCACCCGCAGUACAAUACGCUGAUCCAGUGCAUGCGAAACCUGCUUAGCAGUUUCACCCGCCACCGGCACAUCAUCCACGCCGGCUACACCUUCAGUGGCAAUGGUUCCUGGAUAUUGCAGGACGGAACCUUCUCGGUGGCGGACUUCUCUGAGGCCUUCCAGGAGCACGACGUACAAAGGGUGAUUCGGGCCUAUGCCGACACCAUCACCAUGAAUAUUCACUGCGCGGACGCGGGUCUAUGGCACACAUUGCCCGAGAAGGCCUUUGCCCGCCAGUGCCGGAUACGGAUCAAUCCCGUGGACGUCCUGGACACGAGCAGCGAGUGCAUCAACGGAUUCAUUGAUUACCUCGCGCCCAUGGUGAUGCCAACCUCGCUGAGGGAGCUGCUUGAGACCUCGGACGUGGUGGGCAACAUCCGCUUUACCCAUCCAACGUUAUAUGUCUUCCCCGGCGGACAGGGUGACGCGGCGCUUUUCGGGAUCAACGGCUUUAACAUGCUUGUUGACGGUGGCUUCAACCGGAAGGCGUGCUUCUGGGACUUCGCCCGGCACCUAGACCGACUGGACGCGGUUCUGAUGACCCGCCUGAACAACAGCAACGUGCAGGGUCUGGGUGCGGUCGUGUCGCGCAAGCGGGACGCUCACGUCUACCCCCAGAUCGGGCACUUUUUUGGCAAUGUACCUGACCGCAAGGGGCUGCCCAGCCCCGACGGCGAUAAGGACCGCGAUCCACUUCUGAUCGAUUUAUUCGAGCGUGGGCACGGUAUCGUUAGUGACCUGAAGGCACUGGAUCUAAAGCCACAGGGCUGCUACCGCAACCAGGAGCCGGUCAACCUCUAUCACAAGGUCGGCCACGGCACUCUGGAUAUGUAUGUGAUAAGUCCAGCGCGUGACUCAAAGGAAGUGAAGGAGUUUCUCCAGAAGUGGCAUGCCGGCGACCAGCGGCUCUUUGCCGCCCGGGAUUCGCGCGACUUUAACUUCCCACUGCAAAACUUGGUAUCUAUUUGUGCCCUGCUUGUUUGGCAGCCAGCCAACCCGGACGACACUAUCACUCGCAUUCUCUUCCCGGGUAGCACACCCGACUUUAAAAUCCAGGAGGGCCUCGAAAAGCUAAAGCAUCUGGAAUUCAUGAAGCACUCCACAUGCACAGCAAAGUCAAUUGCUCCAGCCAUCCAGACCGUGACCUCAACUCGCAAGAGCUUAAAAUCGGCCAUCGAAGCGACUCCAGCCCCGCCCAGCGCCAAUUACAAGACUACAAAGUUCAGUCCGGUGGCAAGUGCCGCUCUUGCCGUCCAGCAUCCGCAGCAGCAGGAUAACAAAGCAAAGGAAGCUGCGGCAGCGGCUGCUGCUGCUGCAGCUGCUUCUGCAGCUAUUAUUGCCCGAGCCAAAGCCGAUUCCAUGGACACGGAUGCUGAACCGGAACACGAGGCAGACCCCGAACCUGCUGACACUGGGGACGAGGCAGGUCCCACAGAGCCGGAGCCUGAGGCGGAGACUGAACCCGAACCCGAACAUGAACCCGAAGCGGAGCAGGACAAAGAUGUUGGUGAGGAGAAGAAAGUAGAAGUGUUAAUCAUGAAGCCCCAGCAGGCGACAGUACCUGCAGUAGUCGCAUCAUCUGGUAAGGAUGGAGUAGAUGCAGCUUCUGCCGAUGCUACGCCCACCGGCAAACUGAGCAAAGCGUCAGCCAAGGGCAAAGCGGAUAAGCCGCGGGCUGAGGUUAAGCCGGUGGUACGCUCCCGCAUCGACACCAAGCCCCCCAAGUCCAUGGACCGGAAACUAGCCAAACGGGAUGAGAAAAAAAGCUCGCCCACAGCUACGCCGGCCGCCAGGGCACCCGUUGCCCGAGAUGCCAAGCCUAAAGUUUUGAGCCGCCCAGCAACCAAGUCCAGUCCCAGUAGCACUCCUGCUAAGAGUGCCAAGGAGGCCAACAACCGGAAGGUGCUCGAGUCCAAGCAGCAGGCGGCUCGAGUGCAGGCCACCAGCACCGUCUCUAGGCGAGUUACAAGCACUGCCAGUGAAAGGCGAGUCCAACAGCAGACGGAAGCAAAGACAGCGGCUACUGCGGCCACCCAAGCGACCCAGAGGAAACCAAUCUCAAGGAGACCUCGUGGCGUUUCACCCUCGAAGCGGGCACCAGCACCCGGAAGUCCGGUGAAGCAGGCGAAGCCAAAGGCGGCAGACUUAAAAAAGGCACGUUUGGACAAGGGAGGCACCACCGACUCUAGUCUGGUGUCCACCCCCUCCGCAGAUGAAGCCACGGCUGCCAAGAAACUUCAAGACCUAACCGCUUCUCAGGAACUGGACGCAGAGAAGCAGCGUGAAUUGGACGACCUUAAGGAGGAGCAGGAGGUGGUACGGGAAAUAGAAGCGGUGUUUAGUCGUGAUGAAAUGAAACGACAGCAGCACCAACAGAUCAAGGCCGAGCUCCGAGAAAUGCCUGCCGAAGGAACCGGCGAUGGUGAAAAUGAGCCUGAUGAAGAGGAGGAGUACCUGAUCAUCGAAAAGGAGGAAGUGGAGCAGUAUACCGAAGACUCGAUCGUUGAACAGGAAAGCAGCAUGACCAAGGAAGAGGAGAUCCAGAAGCACCAGCGCGACUCGCAGGAAUCAGAGAAGAAGCGCAAGAAGAGCGCCGAAGAGGAGAUCGAGGCUGCCAUUGCCAAAGUAGAAGCCGCUGAGCGUAAAGCGCGACUAGAGGGUGCCUCUGCGAGGCAGGAUGAAUCGGAACUGGACGUUGAUCCGGAGCAGAGCAAGAUAAAAGCUGAGGUGCAGGAUAUCAUUGCCACUGCCAAGGAUAUUGCCAAGUCACGCACCGAGGACCAAUUGGCGAAGCCCGCCGAGGAGGAGCUCUCAUCGCCAACCCCCGAGGAGAAGCUAAGCAAAAAGACUUCGGAUACGAAGGACGAUCAAAUCGGAGCCCCAGUAGAUGUUCUACCAGUCAAUCUUCAAGAAAGCCUACCCGAAGAGAAGUUCUCGGCUACCAUUGAGUCGGGGGCCACCACUGCUCCUACACUACCCGAGGAUGAACGAAUUCCGCUGGAUCAGAUAAAAGAGGACCUCGUGAUCGAGGAGAAAUAUGUGAAGGAAGAGACCAAGGAAGCGGAGGCCAUCGUGGUGGCCACCGUACAGAUUCUUCCCGAAGCAGCUCCAUUGGCAAUCGAUACCAUCCUUGCCUCCGCCACCAAAGAUGCCCCCAAAGACGCCAACGCUGAGGUUUUAGGCGAGCUGCCCGACUCAGACGAACGGGUGCUGCCCAUGAAGAUGACAUUUGAGGCCCAGCAGAACCUUCUGCGCGAUGUCAUCAAAACGCCUGACGAAGUUGCAGAUUUACCCGUCCAUGAGGAAGCCGAUCUUGGGCUAUACGAGAAGGACAGUCAGGACGCCGGCGCCAAAAGUAUCUCUCAUAAAGAGGAGUCCGCGAAGGAAGAAAAAGAGACGGACGACGAAAAGGAGAAUAAGGUAGGAGAGAUCGAAUUGGAGGAUGAACCGAAUAAGGUGGACAUCUCUCACGUACUACUCAAAGAGUCAGUACAAGAAGUGGCCGAGAAAGUCGUGGUUGUUGAAACUACAGUGGAGAAAAAGCAGGAGGAGAAGCUGACCCUCGAAACCGAGAAGAUUGUGGAAGCCACUACAGUCACUAUCCAAGAAAAGCAGGCAGAUCUAAUGGGGCAGGUAAAGGAUAAAGAAGAGCAUGGACAAAAAGUAGAGUCUGGAAUUAUUACCGAAAAGGAAGCCAAAAAGUCGGCUAGCACUCCCGAGGAAAAGGAGACCAGCGACAUUACAUCCGAUGAUGAGCUUCCAGCCCAACUGGCGGAACCGACCACUGUGCCACCCAAAUCAGCUAGAGACCGCGGAGACACCGGCUCCAUUGACAGUCCCCCCACCAUUGAGGAGGCUAUUGAAGUAGAGGUGCAAGCCAAGCAAGAAGUCCAAAAACCUGUGCCAGCUCCGGAGGAGGCUACCAAGACGGAAAAGUCACCACUUGUCUCAAAGGAGACCUCCCGACCUGAAUCUGCGACAGGAAGCGUCAAGGAAGACACUGCGCAGCCGGAAUCCAAGAUAUCCCCAGUACCCUCCCGACCUGAAUCUGAGGCAAAGGAUAAGAAGUCUCCACUCGCUUCAGGAGAAGUUUCUCGACCGGAAUCUGUAGCGGAAAGCGUCAAAGAUGAAGCAGGAAAAGCAGAGAGUCGACGAGAAUCCAUUGUCAAAACUCAUAAGGAUGAAAGUUCUCUUGAUGAAGCAAACGAGCAUGAAAGGCGUCGCGAAUCUCUUGCGGAAAGCAUCAAGCCAGAAAGUGAAAAAGAUGAAAAGUCUGCCUUGGCAUCGAAAGAAGCCUCUAGACCAGGAUCUGUGGCAGAAAGCAUAAACGUCGAGGCAGAAAAGUCAAAGGAGCCGUCCCGCCGCGAAUCCAUCGCAGAAAGCUUAAAGGCGGAGAGUACGAAAGAUGAAAAAUCCGCUCCUCCCUCUAAAGAAGCUUCGCGGCCAGGAUCAGUUGUAGAAAGUGUUAAAGGUGAGACAGAAAAGUCGAAGGAACCAUCGCGACGGGAGUCAAAAGCUGAAAGUGCCAAGCCCGCUAUUGAAUCUAGGGAAGUCUCACGACCCGAAUCGGUAAUUGAUGGUAUCAAAGACGAAUCUGCGAAGCCCGAGAGUCGUCGUGAUUCCCCCCUUGCCUCAAAGGAGGCUUCCCGGCCAGGUUCUGUAUUGGAUAGCGUCAAAGAUGAACCAAUUAAAUCCACAGAAGAGAGUCGCCGUGAGUCGGUGGCGGAAAGCGUCAAAGCAGAUAGUACAAAGGACGAAAAGUCCCCACUUGCGUCCAAGGAUAUAUCGCGACCAGAAUCGUCUGUGGAAAAUGUGAUGGAUGCAGUAGGAACAUCUGCAGAGCGGUCGCAGCCAGAAUCCGUAACUGCCUCCAGGGAUGUCUCUAGACCGGAAUCAGUAGCGGAAAGUGAAAAGGAUGACACUGACAAACCUGAAUCUGUUGUGGAAAGCGUUAUUCCGGCUUCCGCUGUUGUUGAAAGCGAGAAAGAUGCGGCUGAUAAAAAAAAAGGUGUUUUCGUAUCAGUUGAAAGUAGAAAGCCAGAUAGCCCUUCUGAGGCCAUCUCCAGGCCAGGAUCCGAAGUAGAAAUCGUAAAGCCUGAGAGCCGGCGUGAUUCCUCUACUGAAAUCGUUCUUCCAAGCAAUACGAAGGACUCCAAGAAACCAUCCAGACCAGAAUCAAAAGUAGAAAGCCUUAAAGAUGAAUCUGAAGUAUUAAAGAGUCCUUCCCGACGAGCGUCUGUGGCAGAAAGCGACAAAUCUUCACAGCCAUUAAAGGAGGCUUCUAGGCCAGAAUCCGCUGUGGGUAGUUUGAAAGAUGAGGGUAUGUCAAACGAACCAUCUCGACGUGAGAGCGUAAAAGAUGGAGCUGCCCAAUCACGGGAGACUUCUCGUCCCGCGUCCGUUGCAGAAAGGGCCAAGGAUGGGGCUGAUGAUCUAAAGGAACUGUCUAGACUCGAAUCGACGACCCAAAUCAAUGAAGAGGGAAGUAUAAAAGAUGAAAAAUCACCUUUGGCCUCCAAGGAAGCUUCGAGACCAGCAUCCGUUGCAGAAAGUGUGAAGGAUGAAGCUGAGAAGUUCAAGGAAGAAUCAAGGCGAGAGUCGAUAGCUGAAAAAUCACCUUUGACCACCAAGGAAGCUUCCAGACCAGCAUCCGUUGCAGAAAGUGUAUUAGAUGAAGCAGAGAAGUCUAAGGAACCAUCACCUUUGGCCUCUAAGGAAGCUACCAGGCCCACUUCCGUUGCAGAAAGUGUAAAGGAUGGAGCUGAAAAGUCCAAGGAAGAAUCCAGGCGAGAGUCGGUGGCCGAAAUGUCACCUUUGGCCUCUAAGGAAGCAUCCAGACCAGCAUCCGUUGCAGAAAGUGUAAAGGAUGGAGCUGAAAAGUCCAAGGAAGAAUCAAGGCGAGAGUCGGUGGCCGAAAUGUCACCUUUCGCCUCUAAGGAAGUAUCCAGACCAGCAUCCGUUGCAGAAAGUGUAAAGGAUGGAGCUGAAAAGUCCAAGGAAGAAUCAAGUCGAGAGUCGGUGGCCGAAAUGUCACCUUUGGCCUCUAAGGAAGCUUCCAGACCAGCAUCCGUUGCAGAAAGUGUAAAGGAUGGAGCUGAAAAGUCCAAGGAAGAAUCAAGGCGAGAGUCGGUGGCCGAAAUGUCACCUUUGGCCUCUAAGGAAGCAUCCAGACCAGCAUCCGUUGCAGAAAGUGUAAAGGAUGGAGCUGAAAAGUCCAAGGAAGAAUCAAGGCGAGAGUCGGUGGCCGAAAUGUCACCUUUCGCCUCUAAGGAAGUAUCCAGACCAGCAUCCGUUGCAGAAAGUGUAAAGGAUGGAGCUGAAAAGUCCAAGGAAGAAUCAAGUCGAGAGUCGGUGGCCGAAAUGUCACCUUUGGCCUCUAAGGAAGCUUCCAGACCAGCAUCCGUUGCAGAAAGUGUAAAGGAUGGAGCUGAAAAGUCCAAGGAAGAAUCUAGGCGAGAGUCGAUAGCCGAAAAAUCCCCUUUGCCCUCCAAGGAAGCUUCCAGGCCAGCAUCCGUUGGAGACAGUGUAAAGGAUGAAGCUGAAAAGUCCAAGGAAGAAUCAAGGCGAGAGUCGGUGGCCGAAAAGUCACCUUUGGAAUCUAAGGAAGCUUCCAGACCAGUAUCCGUUGCAGAAAGUGUAAAGGAUGGAGCUGAAAAGUUCAAGGAAGAAUCCAGGCGAGAGUCGGCGGCCGAAAAGUCACCUUUGGAAUCUAAGGAAGCUUCCAGACCAGCAUCCGUUGCAGAAAGUAUAAAGGAUCAAGCUGACAAGUACAAGGAAGAUUCUAGGCGAGAGUCGAUAACCGAAAAAUCUCCUUUGCCCUCCAAGGAAGCUUCCAGACCAGCUUCCGUUGCAGAAAGUCUUAAGGGCGAAGCUGAAAAGUCUAAGGAAGAAUCACCUUUGGCCUCUAAAGAAGCUUCCAGACCAGCAUCCGUUGCAGAAAGUGUAAAGGAUCAAGCUGACAAGUACAAGGAAGAUUCUAGGCGAGAGUCGAUAGCCGAAAAAUCUCCUUUGCCCUCCAAGGAAGCUUCUAGACCAGCCUCCGUUGCAGAAAGUCUUAAGGGCGAAGCUGAAAAGUCUAAGGAAGAAUCACCUUUGGCCUCUAAGGAAGCUUCCAGACCAGCAUCCGUUGCAGAAAGUGUAAAGGAUGAAGCUGAGAAGUCCAAGGAAGAAUCUAGGCGAGAGUCGAUAGCCGAAAUAUCCCCUUUGACCUCCAAGGCAGCUUCCAGACCAGCUUCAGUUGCAGAAAGUUAUAUAGAUGAAGCUGAAAAGUCCAAGCACGAAUCUAGGCGGGAGUCGAUGUCCGAAAGCGGUAAGGCGGAGAGUAUCAAGGGUGAACAAUCUCCUCUAGCAUCAAAGGAUGUGUCAAGGCCCGAUUCUGUUGCGGAAAGCGUUAAGGACGAUGUUGUUAAGCUAGAAAGUCGGCGCGAAUCUGUUGCAGAGAUUGUUACACACAAAGAAGCUAAGGAAGAGAAAUCACCUUUGAAGGAAUUUUCACGACCAGAGUCUGUGGCGGAGAGUGUUAAAGACGAUCCUGUCAAAUCCAAGGAACCAUCCCGUCGAGAAUCUGUAGCAGGAAGUGUCACAGCGGAAGGUGCUCGACACGACACAUCUCCUUUUGCGUCAAAGGAAGCGUCAAGGCCAGAAUCAGUGGUUGAAAGCGUUAAGGACGAAGCUGAAAAGCAAGAAAGUCGUCGCGAAUCUAUAACAGAUAGUGUUGCACCUGAAAAAGCUAAGUAUGAUAAGUCUCCAAAGGAAAUUUUACAACCAUUGUCUAUGACGGAGACUAUUAGGGAAGACGCCGACCAACCCAAAAAGCCAUCACAAGGAGAAAGUCGAAGAGAAUCGAUUGCUGAAAGCAUAAAGGCCUCCAGUCCUAGGGACAAGGAGUCUCCAUUGGCUUUGGAAGAUGCCUCUAGGCCACGAUCUGUAGCUGAAAGUGUUAAGGACGAUCUUGAUAAACCUCAAUACAUUAAGGAGGACAAGUCCACAGAGCACUCUAGACUAGCGGAUAAGUCUGCUGUUCCAUCAGAAAAGUUUGUUUCUCGACCAGUAUCUGUGGCCAGUGACCAUGAAGCUGCCGAAGCUAUUGAGGAUGAUGCAAAGAGUUCCAUCUCUCCCAAAGAUAAAUCCCGUCCAGGUUCUGUUGCUGAAACUGUAUCAUCUCCAAUUGAGGAAACACCAAUAGAGUUCUCAAAGAUUGAAGUCGUAGAAAAGUCCAACCUAGCUCUUAGCCUACAAGCCGGCUCAGGAGGUAAACUGCAAACGGAUUCUAGUCCUGUUGACGUGGCCGAGGGAGACUUUUCGCAUGUGGUCGCUUCGGUUUCCACCGUCACGCCCACACUUACGAAACCUGCAGAACUCGCAAAGAUUGGUGCAGCUAUAACGGUCUCGUCUCCUGUAGACGAGGCUCUAAGAACUCCAUCUGCUACAGAGCAUAUAUCCCGAGCACAUUCACCCGCAGAAUAUGCGAGUGAAGAGAUUGCCAGUCAAGACAAAUCACCACAAGUUUCGAAGGAGUCCUCACGACCAGCGUCGGUUACAGAAAGCAAAGAUGACGCUGCGCAGCUAAAAAGUUCUGUGGAAGAUCUUAGAUCUCCAGUUGCCUCCACGGAAAUUUCUCGCCCAGCAUCAGUGGGAGAGACAGCAUCAUCGCCCAUUGAGGAAGCACCCAAAGACUUCGCGGAAUUUGAGCAGUCCGUGAAAGCAAUGCUGCCCUUGACUAUUGAACUAAAGGGUAGUCUCCCAACGUUGUCGAGCCCUGUAGAUGUGGCUCAUGGUGACUUCCCCCAGACUUCAACCCCCACAAGCUCCCCAACUGCAGCUCCAGUCCAACCAGCUGAACUCUCUAAAGUCGACAUUGAGAAGACAGCAUCAAGUCCGAUAGACGAGGCUCCGAAAUCAGUACUUGGAUCUCCGGCAGAAGAGCGUCCAGAAUCUCCUGCAGAAAGUGCCAAGGAUGUAGCUGAAUCGGUGGAAAAAUCCAAGGAUGCAUCACGUCCACCAUCUGUAGUUGAAAGCACUAAGGCGGAUAGCACGAAAGGCGAUAUAUCACCUUCUCCGGAAUCAGUGUUGGAAGGACCAAAGGACGAUGUUGAAAAAUCUAGGGAAUCAUCGCGUCCGCCAUCUGUUUCAGAAAGUAUUAUGGGGGAUUCCACUAAAGAUGUCUUCCGACCAGCCUCAGUAGUAGAAAGUGUUAAGGAUGAGCAUGAUAAGGCAGAGAGCCGUCGAGAGUCAGUUGCUAAAGUGGAAAGUGUUGUUGACGAAGCCGGCAAAUCUGAUUCCAAAAGCGCUAGUCAGGACAGUCAUAAAGAUGAAAAGUCAACCCUAGCAUCGAAAGAAGCCUCUCGAAGAGAAUCCCUUGUGGAAUGCUCAAAAGAUGACGCUGAAAAGUCUGAAAGCUGUCCAGAAUCGGUCAUCGACAGUGCAGAGCCAGUCCCCAGGGAAUCGAAAUCCACCCUGGACUCAAAGAAUAAGUCUCGUCCAGGCUCAGUGGUAGAAAGCGAUACAGCUGAAGCUGAGAAGUCUGAGCAGCAAUCCCGUCGGGAGUCUGUAGCGGAAAGCGUCACGGCACAUAGCAAAAAAGAUGGGAAAUCUCAAGAAGCAUCCCACCCAGCCUCUUUCGAUGAAAUUCUAAAAGACGAUGAGCAAAAACAGGAGAGCAGGCGGGAAUCCAAAGAAAUUUCAAGGCCGAAAUCGGUUGUAGAGGAUGAAAAGGAGAAACCCGAUAGUCGUCGUGAAUCCGUUACCGAAAGCGUUAAACUAGACAGCUCCAAUGAUAAAAAAUCUCCCGUCGGCUCCAAGGACGCCUCCAGGCCGGGAUCCGUUGCCGAUAGUGAUAAGGAUAAAGCUGACAAAUCCAAAGAGCCAUCCCGACCAGAAUCCGUCGCAGAAAGCAUAAAGCAUGACAGUACAAAGGAUGAAGAGUCUCCAAUAGUCUCCCGGCGAGAUUCCAUCGCAGAAAGCAUCAAGACAGAUAUCACAAAGGGCGAAAAGUCCCCUUUGCCGUCAAAAGAGGUCUCUCGACCUGAAUCCAUCGCAGGAAGCAUUAAAGAUGAAAAGGCUGAAAGCCGUCGUGAAUCUGUGAAAGAAAGCGUAAAGCCGGAAAGUGCAAAGGACGCAACAUCAGCUCCACCAUCAAAGGAACAUUCUCGACCGGAGUCCGUUUUGGGAAGCCUCAAGGAUGAAGGCGAUAAGACCACAAGUCGCCGCGAUUCGGUGGCUGACAGUAUAAAAGAUGAGAAGUCCCUUCUUGUAUCGCAAGAAGCUUCCCGGCCAGAAUCUAAGGCAGAAAGCUUAAAAGAUGCGGCUGCACCGUCGAUGGAGACCUCUCGUCCCUCAUCUGUUACAGAAAGCGUCAAGGAUGGAAAAUCCCCAGUCGCAUCCAAAGAAGCAUCCAAAGAAGCGUCCAGAGCAGCAUCCGUUGCAGAAAGUGUCAAGGAUUCGGCUGCUGAAUCAAGGGAACAAUCUAGACCAGAGUCGUUGUCCCAAAGCAAGGCUGGAAGUAUUAAAGAUGAAAAAUCACCUUUGGCCUCUAAGGAAGCAUCCAGACCAGCUUCCGUUGCAGAAAGUGUUAAAGAUGAAGCUGAGAAAUCUAAGGAAGAAUCAAGUCGAGAGUCGGAAGCCGAAAAAUCUCCUUUGGCCUCAAAGGAAGCUUCCAGACCAGCUUCCGUUGCAGAAAGUGUUAAGGACGAAGCUGAGAAGUCUAAGGAAGAAUCACUGUUGGCUUCUAAGGAAGCUUCCAGGCCUACUUCCGUUGCAGAAAGUGCUAAGGACGACGGUGAAAAAUCUAAGGAAGAAUCUAGGAGAGAAUCGGUGGCCGAAAAAUCUCCUUUGCCCUCCAAGGAAGUUUCCAGACCAGCUUCCGUUGCAGAAAGUGUUAAGGACGAAGCUGAGAAGUCUAAGGAAGAAUCACUGUUGGCUUCUAAGGAAGCUUCCAGGCCUACUUCCGUUGCAGAAAGUGCUAAGGACGACGGUGAAAAAUCUAAGGAAGAAUCUAGGAGAGAAUCGGUGGCCGAAAAAUCUCCUUUGCCCUCCAAGGAAGUUUCCAGACCAGCUUCCGUUGCAGAAAGUGCUAAGGACGAAGGUGAGAAAUCUAAGGAAGAUUCUAGGAGAGAAUCGGUGGCCGAAAAAUCUCCUUUGCCCUCCAAGGAAGCUUCCAGACCAGCUUCCGUUGCAGAAAGUGUUAAGGACGAAGAUGAGAAGUCUAAGGAAGAAUCUAGGCGAGAGUCGGUUUCCGAAAAAUCUCCUUUGGCCUCUACGGAAGCUUCCAGACCACCAACCUUUGCAGAAAGUGUAAAGGAUGAAACUGAGAAGUCCAAGGAAGAAUCUAGGCGAGAGUCGGUGGCCGAAAAAUGUUCUUUGCCCUCCAUGGAAGCUUCCAGACCAGCUUCCGUUGCAGAAAGUGUUAAGGACGAAUCUGAGAAGUGUAAGCUAGAAUCUAGACGAGCGUCGAUGGCCGAAAGCGGUAAGGCGGAGAGUAUCAAGGGUGAUCACUCUUCUUUGGCGUCGAAGGAAGCGUCAAGACCCGAUUCUGUUGUGGAAAGCGUUAAGGACGAAGCUGAGAAGCCAGGAGGGGCAGCGAAUGACAAGUCACAGGAUGCAUCCCUCCCAGAGUCUGUGGCAGUAAGUGCCAAGGACGAGAAAUCACCGCUUCUUUCGCGUCCUGAAUCAGUGGCUGACAAGUCGCCAGCUGCCUCGAAGGAAGCAUCUCGCUCUGCAUCGGUUGCCGAAACCGCCUCAUCACCCAUUGAAGAAGGUCCACGAUCCAUUGCUGACCUCAGUCUGACCCUUAACCUUGCAGGUGAAGCUAAGGGCAAGCUUCCAACUCUUUCGAGUCCCAUUGAUGUGGCAGAAGGAGACUUUUUAGAAGUAAAAGCGGAAUCCUCCCCGCGGCCAGCUGCACUUUCGAAGCCAGCGGAGUUUUCGCAGUCCGAUACUGCGCAUACAGCCUCCACACCCGUGGACGAGGCUUCUCCCGUUCUGGAGGCAAUCGAAGUAGUUGAACAGCAUACCACCUCUGGAGUCGGAGUCACGAGGGUAACAGCAGAAACGGACCUACUUGACCUGACUGAAACCAAAUCCGAGACUGUAACCAAGCAAUCGGAGUCAACGUUAUUUGAAACCCUUACCUCGAAGGUUGAAAGUAAGAUGGAAGUACUGGAGAGCACGGUGAAACAAGUUGAAGAGGUAGUCCAGACCUCAGUAAAGCAAGCAGAAACCACUGUGACCGAUUCCAUGGAGCAACUGACCAAGAAGAGCAGUGAGCAGUUGACAGAGAUCAAUUCAGUGCUAGACACCAACGUCAGCAACGUAACCAACUUAUUUAGCACUGCAGUGGAAACCGUUGAAAAGAAAGUACAGGACGUGACAGAAAAAGUAAUUGAGAAGGCAACCGAACACGUUUCCGAGCACGUCACCACUACUGCUGAGAGCUCAACGGAAACUAGCCAGGAGAAGAGCAGCCUGGAUCUGGGCACAUUCUCGGAGCUGCGCGAAACGCAUAUUACCACCGUGGGGUCACCGGAGUUCACGGUCACGAUCUGCGAGCGCGAUGAGCCCGUGCUGCACGACAUCAAGGAGGAGGACGAGGAGCAUCGCUUCUCGCCUCCGAGCGAUGGGGACAAGGCAGUAAUUAUUCCACCACAGCCGAUGCGGCCGCUGUCACCGCGCGAGGAAGAAGUAGCGAAAAUCGUUGCCGAUGUGGCCAAGGUACUUAAGUCUGACAAGGACAUUACAGACAUCAUACCCGACUUUGAUGAACGCCAACUGGAGGAGAAACUGAAGUCAACUGCCGACACAGAGGAGGAGUCCGACAAAAGUACCCGGGACGAGAAAUCCCUGGAAAUAUGCGUCAAAGUAGAAAUCGAGUCUGAGAAGUCAUCGCCCGAUCAGAAGUCUGGCCCCAUUUCCAUCGAGGAGAAGGACAAAGUCGAGCAAUCAGAAAAAGCACAGUUGAGGCAGGGAAUAUUGGCUAUCAGUCGGCCGGAGUCAGUUGCCAGCCAGCCGGAGUCGCCCUCCCCUUCCCAGUCAGCAGUCAGCCAUGAACAUAAAGAAAUGGAAAUUCAGGCUAAGAAACAGUCAUCCCCUGUUCCCAGCAAGGAUGAGUAUGAACGCGAGUCCGUGCUAUCCCAGAGCCAUAAAGCUGAGAUGUAUUCUCGCCCAGAGUCCGUUGCCAGCCAGGUCAGCGAAAAGGACAUGAAGACAUCGCGCCCAGCAUCUAGCACCAGCCAAUUUAGCACCAAGGACGGCGAUGAGGAGACGACUGAGUCGCUAAUUCACUCGCUUCCUACCACAGAGACAGUGGAGACGAAACAGAUGGAAGAGAAAUCGAUCUUUGAGUCUGUCUCCACUUCAGUCACUAAGUCCACAGUCCUCUCUAGUCAGUCAACUGUUCAACUUCGCGAAGAGUCCACCAGCGAAUCGUUGAGUAGCAGCCUUAAGGUGGAGGACAGCUCCCGCCGCGAGUCGCUCUCCAGCUUGUUGGCCGAGAAAGGAGGAAUCACUACCAACACUAGUUUGAAGGAGGACACUAGCGCUUCUGCAUCUCAGCUGGAUGAGCUGCUUGUGCAGUCCGAGGAGUGCUCAUCAGAGUCAAUCGUCAGCGAGAUUCAAACCAGCAUUGCUCAGAAGUCAACUAAGGAAACCAAGGAUGCUAGGGAAACCAAAGUAACCAGCCAGUUUACCACUAGCACCAGCAGCGCCACCAAAGACGAUAGCUUAAAGGAAACUGUGGCCGAGUUUCUGGCCACCGAGAAGAUUGUUUCUGCCAAGGAAGCCUUCAGCACUGAAGCCACUAAGUCGGCCGACGACUGCUUAAAGAAGGCCACCGCCAGCACCGUCUCCAGCACAACCGCCUCCCAGCGAGCGCUAUUCGUGGGCACGGACGAAUCACGGAGGGAGUCUCUGCUGAGUCAGGCAAGUGAGAGCCGCUUGACCCACAGUGAUCCUGAAGAUGAGGAUCCCGCUGACGACGUUGACGAGCGGUCCAGUGUUAAGGAGAGCCGUUCCAAGUCUAUUGCUACCAUCAUGAUGACCAGCAUCUACAAACCUUCCGAGGAUAUGGAGCCAAUUUCAAAGCUCGUAGAGGAGGAGCACGAGCACGUGGAGGAGCUGACUCAGGAGGUCACCUCUACCAGCAAGACCACAACUCUUUUGCAAUCCAGCGAACAGAGCAGCAGCACAACCACCAGUAGCACCAGCAAGACCGGUGCCUCAAGGGUGGAGUCCAUUACACUCACACAAAUGGAUCAGCAGACUAGUCAGAGUCAGGCCGAGCCUGUCGAGCCUGCCGAUCGCAAGACACCGCCAACGGCACCAGUAAGUCCCGGUGUCAAAGCAAUGAGCUCGACAGGAUCAGCUGGCUCUGUGAUUGGGGCUGGAGCCGUAGCCGCUGGUGGAAAGUGCGAGUCGAGUGCCGCCAGCAUCGUCUCUUCAUCGGGCCCGAUGUCGCCCAAGGACAUCAGCGGCAAAUCCAGUCCCGGUGCGCUCACUUCGGAGAGCCAGUCAAUUCCCACUCCGCUAGGUCGGGAGUCGCAUACGGACACCCCAGAAUCCUCGCCAAAACCCACAUCGCCUUUCCCGCGCGUUAGCAAGGACGAGCUUAAGUCUCUGGAAAUGCAGCACCACGAGCAAGAGCAGAUGUUGGCAGGAGCAGCCGCUACAGCCGGAGCUGAGUGUGAGGGUGAAAUUCCCGAGCUGCACGAACUGCGUGGACUCGAGUGCACCACAGCCCUCAGCGGGAGCACCGACAAGAUAAUCACCACUACAAUCACCACGGUGACCAAGGUAAUUUCGGCGGAUGGCAAGGAAAUAGUAACCGAGCAAAAGACGGUGACAACCACAGACAGCUCGGAGCCCGACAGCGAAAAGGUAGUGGUGACCACAACGCGCACUACCAGCGAGAGCGAACGAGACCAGCUGCUGCCCAAAGAGGUGGCGCUGCUGCGCGGACUGUACCGCGCCAGCACCCCGGGCAGCGAGGACGACGAGGACCUGCUACUAGGAUCGCCGCGCAGUGCCACCAGCUACGAGCUGCAACACUCUAGCUCCGGUGUGAGCAAGCGCUCCGAUCUGGAUGCUGACGGCGACGAGAGCCAGGAUGACAUUCCUCCUCAGUAUGGCAGCGAGGAGCACUCAACGGCACGAUCGAUUCUUCUGCCUCGCACAGCCGACCCAAUGGCCACCUCCUUCUACGGCGCCCUGCCCGACAGUUUCGACGUUGUGAUGAAAUCCAGCACCGAACCAAUCACGAUCCAGGGCGCACCGUCCGGCGAUAGCCAAUCGUCGGAGAGUGUGGAGAGCAGUAGCCAGACCUGGGCAGGACACAAGUUCCUCGACCAGGCAGACAAGGACUUCCAGCGAGCACUUGAGGAGCACGUACAGGCGCGCGGCGCCGAGGUCAUGUCUUCCGUCACCGCCAAGUACUCGUACUCGCCCUCGAAGGCCGAGGAAAUGGAACAGAUCGUGAGCGGUACUGCGGAACGGCAGCGCUUCCCGCUCAGCGAUGUCCAGCGAGCCCGUGUGGCGGAGAGUGGCUUUGCCACAGUUGGCAGUGUCGCCUCCCAGCAGCAGCAGCAGGAGAAAGGAGAGGAAGUGGAACAAGACGUCCCUACCACAACUGCAGCAACAGCAAGCACCACAGCCACAGCGAGUUCCACUGGAGCUCUGCCCAAGGACCGCCUCGAGGAGUGGGGCAAGCCCCUAGGCCUGCCAUCACCAGCACCACUGCCUGUAGAGGGCGGUGCUGACAUUCGCACCACUCCCAAGAAGGAACGCCGCCUGGUGGCCACCAAGACGCGACUGAACAACGAGAAGAACCUGCGCAGGCGCAGCGAAUCGCCCAACAAGGCCGGCAAAAAGCCAGCGCCCGUCUACGUGGACCUCACUUACGUGCCGCACAACGGCAACUCCUACUACGCCCACGUGGACUUCUUUAAGCGUGUGCGAGCCCGCUACUACGUCUUCUCCGGUACGGAACCCAGUCGCCAAGUGUAUGAUGCGCUGCUCGAGGCCAAACAGACAUGGGAGGACAAGGAGUUGGAGGUCACCAUUAUACCUACGUACGACACUGAUGUGCUAGGUUAUUGGGUGGCUGAAAACGAGGAGCUGCUAGCCAAGCACCGCAUCGACCUCUCGCCCUCCGCGUCUCGUUGCACCAUCAACCUGCAGGACCACGAGACCUCGUGCUCGGCCUACCGCCUGGAGUUCUAGGCCACGGGCUUGUUUAUUGCAUUCGACGAUGACUAAGCCAACCCACAACGCACCCAGCCAUAGACGCAGACGAGCCGAGCACUGCCAGAGAAUUAAGUCCAUGUACGGACUAAAAAGUGCAUGGACUCGAGCUCUGACACGACAAGAACCAGGACUAGGACUAGGACCAGCACAACGACGACCACAGCAAGAGGAGAAGGAUUGGGAUGGAGAUCCGAAUGGGAAUGACAGUUCAGACAAUUCAAUUGGCCAAGUUUCGUGAGCAGGAGCCGCAGGAAACGGAAAUGAGCCGCACGUUGGCUGAUAUGGCGGAGUUUGGGUCACGCGAAUGACUCCAUUUUGUUUACCAAUGCCGCCUAUUGAGCUUUCGACGACUUGUUUCGGCCGACCAAAAGCUACGUAAUUAAUUGAUAUUAAGUUUUAAAAAUUAAUUACCAAAAGAUACAUUGCAACCGAUCCUCAGUGGUUUAGUCGAGGAGAAGCCAUUUAUGUCGCUUUCAUUGCUUAACGUCAAGCUACCUUGCCUAGUAAUCCAAAGAUCAAAAUAGUUUUCAAAACCGCAUAGCUAAAAUAUACAAAGGAGAAACGAAAAGAGAAAAGAAGGCGAGAAAAUACUAAGAAAAGACACACUCUAUACAUAUAUAGAGUACUUAAUAUUCAUGUUUAAUAUAUGUAUUAGUCGAAACUUUUACGAACCCCCUCGUGUGGUCUCCCCAUACCAAAGGUAUUCGAAUUUUAAAGCGAGCAUUAGCUAAUUGAACGUGUAUAACCCGUAAAGUCAGAGCUCUUUAGCCGUAGGAUAAUAAGCGAUCAUAAUACAGAACGAAGAUCGGAGACGGAUUCACUACCCGCCCUUCGGACUUAACUGAAUCAAACGUUAGGGCUAACAAGUGAUUGCAACAAAGAUUCUUUUUUCGAUUUACCCCUUACCGAAGCAAAUACAGUAUCCGAGAGUCGGGAUUCAGGAUUCGAUAACCUCAAUAUUUAAGUAAUUCCAGAUCCAAUCGUUUUCGUAGUCCGUUCUCACCGUUUAGUUUCGUAUGUUUUUCUUUGCAUUUCGUUUCGUUGUUUCAGCAGGCAGCCGCAGAAAGACUUAUAAUCCAACUUGCUAUAGCGACCGAUAUACGUACACAUCCACUCCCACAUAGGAGACUUAAGGAAGAUGAGAAGCGAACUGACACUGGGAUUUGGGGAUUGGGAACUGGAGUGGCGAGGUGAUGCAGUUAGGAAACGAAGGGUCCUAAAGCAUCCUAACGCCAUUGCCGGAGGAUCAGGGAAGCAAGAAGGUGAUCAAAGUAUUGGAUGAAGACGAUGACGAGGACGGUAGAGUCAAUGCUGAUGUUACUAUUUAAGGAUCUGAGUGAUCUAAAUGGGCUUAGGAAUAGGACUAGAACUGGGCUUGUGAUGGGGCGGGAGUCUUGGGUUGGGUGGGUUGGGAUCCGGGUUGGGGUUGGGGUCGAAUAGAAUGGAAUGGGAUUUAAUGGAUGGAUGAGGGGACAGUGAAACAGCUAUUGUGAGAUUAAAACGAGAAUGAGCAGAGUCAUAACUAUAUACUCGUACGAUACGAUAAAUAUGAAGUACACAAAGUGAAUGAAGGUUAUUUUUCUAUAUUUUUUUUACUUUUCAUAGUCAUAGAAUAACAAAUUUGCAACAAACAAACAAGGAAGAUAAAUAUGCAGCAAGACGCGAACCAGGCACACAGGCAAUUUUAAUCAAUGUAACCAGUAACCAGUUACCAGUAUCGAAGAAACAAACGGAACAAGCAAUUCGAGGCCACAGCAAAACAGUCCAAAAGAGCCAGUUACAAUUAUAAAUUAAAGACUCGAGUGGUCGGAUGCCCCACUCGAGACAGACUUUUUAGGCUACGCGUAUAUUUUUUAGUUGCUUUUUAUAUACAACAGCAACAGAUCUGGGAGGAGCUGCGGCCGAUCAACUUUCAGUAUGCAACAUGCCACAUGCAACAGGCAGACCGCAGCAGACAACAGUCAACUGGCAACCGUCCAGUCUACACCGUUUGAUAGCAACCAGCGAAAUUUAAGCAAAAUUAUACACACGUCGGGCUAAGAGGGGCGGUGCGGGUCGGUGCGGGCGUACGACUAGGGCGGAUCACGAUCCCCAUUAGCGCUCCCGUCCGACCAGCACUCGACUUUCGAUUAUUGGGUAGCAUUGCAGUCUCCGCUCCGAGGAUUUUAAAUUUAUAACCGAGAAAAACGAAACACGAAGUUUAUUAAACAUUAAUUACUUUCCAAAUUCGUGCGCUUAGCGAGCAAAACCAAAACCAAAAACAAACCGAAGGAGGUUAAGAUAAAGAAUACUCACACAUGAACUAUAUACACUAUAUAUGAAUAUAUAUAUACACAUAUAUAUAUAUGUACUUGAGCGUAUUGAUGUUGCUUAACAAGAAAAACCAAAAAAAAAAAAAAAAAAAAACUCUUCUCCCAGCCAGAAGACAUUUUUUGCCUUUCACGAAACGAAUUUCCCCUAAGAUACGAAAAUAUGAAAACUUGUUACCUUUGCCCCCGUUUGUUUGCGACAUGAGUUUCGUUGAAAUCAGGUCAGAUCAGAUCAGAUCGACUAUACAUACACUAUACAGUACACACUACACACUACAAACCACACACCACACACUGCACACUAACAUAUAUUGUACCCAACACAUGAAGCCACACGCACACGUAUCCAUUGCCUUAUAUCCAGAGAACAGAUAUCUGCAUCAUACCUUAUAUUAGUCUAAGAAUCAAGUACGAUAUGUAUGACCUAUGAGAGUUUGUUUGUUGAAUUUGCUUUUACUUUUUAGCAGCUUCGAUUUAAAUCAAAUAUACAUACUAAAUGCACACACCCCCGCACACACACACUGCUCGCGUAGGUGGUGUGCUCGUGGUGUGGUGUGUGUGGGCCCGUGUGUGCUCUAUAUAAUCAUUAGUACAGCAAGUGCAUGCAGAAAGUAAGAUUGUUACAAACAAGAGCCCAGCCGAGGUAUCGCUUACUGGCGGAUGAAGUAGUCACAUGGCUAGGCCCGACCAGGGAAGGAGUAGGAGUCGGUACGUAGGGAUGAGCGAGCCAGCACAAAGAUCUGAAAAUGGGCAGAGGUUACCGCGAAGGAAUAUAUAUGUAUUACAUUUUAUGAAACGUCAAGCUUAUCUCAAGAACUAUUUCCAAAACAAAAUCUGAAAUUAUAAUAAACGUAUUUAUGUGAA
Drosophila sechellia is the source of this 21617-nucleotide messenger RNA. It is a transcript of the gene futsch, whose product is annotated as microtubule-associated protein futsch. Gene Ontology annotation, molecular function: microtubule binding; actin binding. Lineage: Eukaryota; Metazoa; Arthropoda; Insecta; Diptera; Drosophilidae. Bases 1555 to 18420 code for a protein of 5621 amino acids. The record is from RefSeq and is a predicted model, not a curated record. Gene Ontology annotation, cellular component: neuronal cell body; microtubule; dendrite. The transcript has 9 exons. Gene Ontology annotation, biological process: dendrite development; axonogenesis; regulation of microtubule depolymerization.